CUUUUUUCGUUGAUUUGAUUUGAUUUGAUCGAGUGCAUACUUAUCUUGAAUCUUCUUCUCCGUUCUCGGAUAACCCACCUAAGCUUAGGGUUUUGUUGCCGCUUGGCCGCUUUGGGUUCGCCGGAGAUCCCAUUUCCUCGAUGGAUCACGGCAGCGGAGGAUUCUACCGGAACGAGGCGAUAUCUGCCGUUCAGGACGAGGACCAGUUGUACGGGGAGGACGAAGACUACGAUGACCUUUAUAGCGAUGUCAACGUUGGGGAGGGGUUUCAUCAGACCUUCCACGGGGGAGAUAACGUGAGGAGGUCCGGGGAAGAGAAGGGAAGCGAACCCCUCCCACCGCCAGUGUCACCGCUGAUGCCUCGGAUUGUGCAGCAGCAGCAGCAGCAGCUGGUGGUAGAGACUUCAGAGAAGAUCCAGAUCCCGGGUAUUGCUGGAGAGGCAAAGAUCGAGCGUGCUGUUGUUAGAUCUGGAGCUUUCCAGGAGCAGGGUUUCACGGGAGUCGACGAGUCCAUGGUUGCACCAAGACUGGCAGCGGCCCCUCCUCCACAACCGCCUGUGCCGACUGGUAGGCCUGAUAUCGGCCAUCCUGCUGGUGGAUUUCAACAGAUCCAGAGUGUUAAUGACAACGAUAGCUUCCAAAUUGAGAGUUUCCAGAGGCAAGGAGGUGGCUUUGGGAACGAGGGUUUUCAGAGGCAAGGAGGUGGUGUAGGCAAUGUUGUGCCUGUUGUCAAUGCUAAUGGAGGGGACGCGGGUGGAAGUGGCGGAGCUGGUGGGACUACUCUUUUUGUUGGGGAUCUCCAUUGGUGGACCACUGACGCAGAGCUUGAGGCUGAGCUCUGCAAAUAUGGGCAGGUGAAAGAAGUUAGAUUCUAUGACGAGAGGGCAAGCGGAAAAUCAAAGGGAUACUGUCAGGUUGAUUUCUACGAUCCAAUUGCUGCAACUGCUUGCAAGGAAGGUAUGAACGGGCAUAUUUUCAAUGGAAGGCCUUGUGUUGUUGCCCUGGCUUCACCAUUCUCUGUUAGAAGAAUGGGUGAGAGCCAAAUGAACAAGAAUCAACAGGUGACAAGCACAUCUCAACCACCGGCACCUCCUCAGAAGGGUAGAGGAGGUGGUGGGCCUCCAGUUGGUAACAAUUUUGGACGUGGCGGCGGAGGUGGCGGCGGCGGCGGAAAUUGGGGAAGAGGUGGUGGAAUGGGAAACCGCGGGCCAAUGAAUAACAUGAGAAACAGGAUGGGUCCAAUGGGUGGAAGAGGUAUCAUGGGAAAUGGCGGCAUGGUUCCACCACCACCACAAGCUUUACAUCCUGGUUCUAUGCUUGGUCAGGGAUUUGAUCCAAUGGGUUAUGGAGUGGCAAUGGGGAGAAUGGCUGCUGGUUUUGGAGGAUUCCCUGCAGGGGCAGCUGGUGCUCCUUUUCCUGGAAUGAUGCCUCCAUUUCCUCCUGUCGUGGCUCCUCAUGUCAAUCCAGCUUUCUUUGGACGGGGGUUGGCUCCUGGAGGUGUCGGAAUGUGGUCUAAUCCCAACAUGGGUGGUUGGGGAGGUGAAGAUCAAUCAAGCUAUGGGGAUGAUGCUGCUUCUGAUCAGCAGUACGGAGAAGCAAGCCACGGAAAGGAUUGGAUGGCUGAAAGAGAUCGAUAUGGUGGUCCUGAAAGAAGAAAUGAAAAGGAGAAUGAAAUGGGUUCUGGACAAGAUUGGCCAGACAGAAGACACCGGGAUGGGAAGGAAAGAGAUUCAGAGAGAGAAAAGGAGAUGAGUAGGGAGAGGGAUAGAGAGCGAGAAAGGGACAGAGAUAGGGAGAAGGAGAGAGAAAGAGAUAGGGAAAGAGUACGAGAAGGUGAUCGAGAAGGUGAUCGGCAUCGGGAUGAUAGAGACAGACAUGGCGACCAUUAUAGGCACAGGGAUCGUGGACCAGAGCGUGAUGAUGAUUGGACUAAAGCAAGAUCAUCUAGGCCUCGCAGCAGGUCACGGGAAGUUGAACAUUCAAAAAGGCGGUAGCAGUCACCUUAAUAAUCCAACCUCUUUGCAACUUUCUCAGCACAAUAGAUAUUUUAUUAGAUGCUGCCUUGAUUGCUGGUCCCAGAUACUUCAAUUUGGGAAUACUUAUAAGGGUCUGGCUCAUUCACUUGACUGAAGAAGGUUACUUGGAUGAAGAUACGAGGGGAGGAGGAAGUGACACCAAAGAUGCAUAAAAUCAUAAGUCUCAUAUGUAAUUUUAUAUUUCUGUCUCCCCUCCUUAACUUUCCGUCCAAGUAAACAGACCUUUAUGCCUUGUUUAUCCUGGAGGAAGAAUUCAUUUCCAUGGACGAGCACAAUUUUUAAGGUGGAAAUGGAUUCCUUCCUCCAUUUACCCACAUUGAAAACUCGGAGGAAGGAGGAAGUUAGAUUGGUUCCUGUAGAAUCCUUUUUCUCCCAUCCCAAGUUCUUAAGGGAUUCUAUGGAAGAGAUCACAAAAUAUCUUCUUUGCCUCGAACACAGUGCAGCAAGGUCCCCAUCUGUGCAGUGAGAUGCUUCGUGGAUGAGACUGUGAUGUGGCAACAGAGAGGCUGCGGUGAGAGGUGGAGGCUCUGCACUGAGAUUGGCAGCAGUGUAGUGAAGUCAAGCUAUGCUACAAGAUCAAUGGCACUGUGUAGGAGGCACUGUGGUGCGGCACAACAGAGACGGUUGGUGUGGGCAGAGAUAAGCACAAGAUCUCUGCACUACAGCGAGCACAAGGUCAGGAUGAUGAGUACUCUUCUCUAUGGUGAUAACAAACAUAUGGUCAUACAUAGAUCAGGUAACACUUAGUCGAAGAAAUAGGAAGGGAGGAGGUGGAAGUUGGACUGCCUGACCAGCAGCCACAGUUUUCUGCUCGAUGAAGAACACGUCGCCAUCAGAAGGGAGGUGGUGGCUUAGUGGAUGCACCAAGAAUGGAUGAACUCCCUAAUUUCAGAAGUAAUUUAGUCAUUUGAAUCUCCUUUGAUCUUUUGUUUCCUUUAAGGUAAAUUAGGGUGAUCCAAUUUUUAUUAUCUUCCUUUCUUUUCUUUUAUCUCUUGAACUUGCUUCCUUUUCUUUUUCCUCCUUUGAAUUAUUAGUGUUUCUGCAUUUUCUUUUCCUAUUUAUUUUUGCCUCUUGAUAUUUCAUUAAAUUAUUAUGACCAUCGAAUAUGCAAAUUUUGUUUGUAAUUUGUAAAGAUUAGCGCUUGAAAGAAUUCUAAGACUAUUAUGGGUAUUUGUAAAUUUGAUUGGGCAAUGGACCAAUCAGUCUCAUCUCACCAACUUCUCUCUAGUUUCAUCUCCUAUUUUCCUUCUAUUUUUUGGUUGGAUGGACCUGUUAAUUUAAAAUGCAUUGACUCUUUAUACUUCUUUGUCCUUGCAGCUAGAAGAAGAUGCUUUUAUCGCCUGAGCUACCUUU
Molecule: messenger RNA, 3389 nt
Organism: Zingiber officinale
Lineage: Eukaryota; Viridiplantae; Streptophyta; Magnoliopsida; Zingiberales; Zingiberaceae
Product: cleavage and polyadenylation specificity factor subunit 6-like
Exons: 2
Coding region: 141-1994 (617 amino acids)
Biological process (GO): mRNA alternative polyadenylation
Cellular component (GO): mRNA cleavage and polyadenylation specificity factor complex
Molecular function (GO): mRNA binding
Source: RefSeq, a predicted model, not a curated record